CUGAACGUCCUCGUGUUUUUAACUCGUCCGCACACGUGAGUUUUGUAAACACCAGGGUGGACGUGCGCGGCCAUCCUCGCAGCUCCAUGAGGCCCCCUUACCUCCCCCUGGCGCUGUGUGCCAGCCUCCUGUGCCUGUGCCGGAGCUACACCCUCAGGAGCUCCGUGUCCUGGGUCGUGUCGUCCAACGACGUGGAUGUGGAAGGCGCCGACCUGUCCGAAGAGGUGGCCCCCGCGCUGCUGGUGGACGGCGCGGGGCUGUGGAAAGCCAACGUCCUCGGAGACCGCCUCGAGACUCCCGCACGCGGAGAGCCGGCGGAGCCCGAAAGCGCAGAAGCGGCGCAGCUGUCCCCACGCCUGUUCUCGUACCCCGUGGAAAAGGCGAAGCAGUCCGGCGGCGGCGGCUCUCCUCCUCCACACCAGGAGACCGCCAGGACCGCCCGCUACAUCGCCCACUACAGCGACUGGGGUCACCUGGCCACCAUUUCGACCCAAGACAAGAUCAGAGGUCUGCCCUUUGGAAACAUUUUCUCUGUCAGUGACGGACCGCUGGAAAACAGCACUGGAGUGAUCUAUUUCUAUGUGACUCCAAUGGACAACACUGUGACGGACCUGAAAAGUAACCCAUAUGCCUCUCUCACAUUCUCGGAGGCUGAGGGGGACUUCUGCAGGCAAAUGGUGUAUGAUCCAGAGGAUCCCAGAUGUGCUCGGCUCACACUGACAGGCAAAAUGGUGGAGGUGGAACCAGAGGAGCUCGCUUUUGCAAAGGAGGCGAUGUUCUCGAGACACCCAGUGAUGGCAAAGUGGCCAGUGGGACACAAGUGGUUCUUCAUGAAGAUGGAUUUGAUUCAGGUGUGGCUACAGGACUGGAUCGGGGGAGUAUCAAUCAUCCCGCUGGAGGACUACUUCAAGGCUUCGCCCUUCUGAGAUCCUGCUUUGCCUCGCUUCAUAACAGACGCACGUCGGUUCUGCCGUGUGCGCCGCAGUUAACACUUGGCUCGGUCUGAUAACAAAACAGUGACGUGCUAGGACUAUAAAUAUAAAAGUGUGUGCAUCUAUUGCUUUUCAGAAGGCUGCUGCUGUUUUAAUUAGAGAGAGAGAGAGAUGUUGCAUGUAUCCCUUCUCUUCCCUCCCGGUCACUCAACAGUUGACGGUUUCAUAAGCUUCAUGUGUGAAUGUAUGUAAAGUGUUUAUAAAGCGACUGAUCAUAUGUACUUGUAAUCUUUAUAGUCUAUUUUAUGGGUUUGCUCUACAAUGAUAGUGUUUUGAAAAUAAAGUCAAAUUUUCUAUUGAAAACCGUAAA
This is a messenger RNA of Fundulus heteroclitus (mummichog), 1302 nucleotides long. RefSeq names its product cellular repressor of E1A-stimulated genes 2 (gene creg2). Lineage: Eukaryota; Metazoa; Chordata; Actinopteri; Cyprinodontiformes; Fundulidae. The record is from RefSeq and is a predicted model, not a curated record. The coding region runs from base 87 to 926 and encodes 279 amino acids. The transcript has 4 exons.